Messenger RNA from Trichobilharzia szidati, 4896 nucleotides. The record is from the annotation of a GenBank genome assembly. Lineage: Eukaryota; Metazoa; Platyhelminthes; Trematoda; Strigeidida; Schistosomatidae.
AAGGUGUGUUACUGGGCAUCAAUUCCCGUAAUUCCUUUAAAGUAAAGGAGUACUCGUUGGAAUAAUAGAUCAUUUCAGUUUUAUGGGAUAUUUAUCACAUUUACAUUGCGGCGAAUCGCUAGAGCACAUCAUUGGAAUAUACUAGGAUGAGUCACUAGACACAGCAGUUAGAUCGACAAUACGGAUUUACCGAAAUGAGCGCGUGUUUAUUUUCUCAACAUUUUUGGGGAGAGAAGCACUCUGGAUUUGAUGCUAUGUACCAGAACUUCAAAUUAUGCUACCGCACUUCAGCAGAGUUCGCAGAGUUCUUACGGGAGAGCUAUUCUGCGGAAGACAACUAUUACAAAGCAUUAAUUAAAUUGUCAAAACAAGCAAGUUCUUACAAUAACACUAGCAGUUUCAAGCCGUGUUGGUCCUUGUUAAAACAGCUCAUCGACCAAGUCUCUCAAGUUCAUCUGAACAUUGCUCAAGAACGACAAAAUUUAUCAAGGGAUGUACAAAAGUAUCUUGAAGAGCAACACAAGCGGCAGAAGCUAAUCAAGGAUACAGAAGCUUCUACUCAAGAAGUCGUACACGCAUUUCAGGUGACUUCGAUGCAGCUUCAAAAAGCUAAGGAAGCAUAUCAUUCACGUUACAGUGAAUAUGAACGUGCUAUGCGCUUGGAAUCUGGUUCUAGUCGAGAGCAAGAAAAACUGGAGGUGAAGCUGAAGAAAGCUCAAGAUGAAUACAAGUAUUCAGUGGAAAAGUAUAAUAAUCUGCGUAACCAGUUUGUGAGCAAAAUGCACAUAUCGUGUGCUCAGUUUGAGGAAAUUGAAGCUGCCCACCUAGAACAGAUGAGAGAAUUUUUGCACCGUUAUGCGUCAGUAUGGUCUGUUACAGGUGAUGCCUUGGGUAAACUACACAAUCAGUUUGAUCAAGAUUUGGCUGAGUUAACUACAGACAGGUUAUUGAAUAUUCUCGUGAGCGAAAGGGGUACUGGAACUCUUGAGCCACAAGGCGUACAGUUCGAAGACGCAGAAGUAGCCGCUGCAUUUUCAUCUAAUGGAGCUGAGCGUGCAAAUGGGACAACAGGAAAUGGUGUUCGCGCUUUGGAAGCCUUUUUUGGUCGUGAAGCUAGAGCUGCUUCUGCUCUCGCAAUUGUAGGUUCUGGCAGUAAAGAUAAUGGAGAAUUAAGUCUCAACAGUUUAACAGAUGUAAGAGCCGAUGCGGUUUCUGUCGCUAGCAUUUCUGUUGGAGUUGCACCGUCAGUAACGAAUAUUUCUAUCUCUGGUAAUGGAACAACAAAACGUAGGGAAGGAUUUUUUCGUCGACGCCGUAAUUCUCUAUCUCAAGAUUCUGCUCAUACUGCCAACGAAAGUAAUCCAACAGGAUCAUCUACCUCAGUUAGUGCUACUACCGGGAUUAAUACCAGUGGCAGUAGUCUUAGUGCUUUUACUGUUGUUGCAAAACGCGGAAUUCGUCGGUUUGGUACUCCCUAUUCGAAUGGCAAAGAUAAGCAAACAAAGCAAGUGAAUAAAUCAGAUACGAUAACUUCAAAAAGCGAUGAUUGGCGGACGGCAACGCCUGUAGAAUUACCAAAGGAUGAAGAUGGAUAUAAUAUCAGACCAUCAGAUCCAUGGGGUGAAAAUGGUGCCAAUCUGGAUCAUUCUGAAGCUGAUGAUUCAGCCUCCGAAGAUGAAUCAGAGAAUGAAGCAAAUAAAACAUUUCAUGGUUUGAAAGUUAAUAUUCGUCCUGUCGGAGAACUGGCUCCAGGAAUAACAACCAAAUAUGAUAGUGAUAAACCUGGAUCUCGUCCAAAACUCCCAGAAACACUGAAAAGUCUUAAAUACAAUGCUAAUUCACAAAAUCCCGUACUUAUUGACCAUCGUGUUGGGUCAACAUUUCGGUCACCGCGCACAACUAUGCCUUCACAACAAAGUACUCCAGUUAAUACAGAGACAGUUGCUGUAUCUGGACAAGCUUUGAUUAAUGCAUUGCCUCUGCCACCUUUGUUACCUCCUCCUCCUCCUCCUCCCCCACCGUCAUCAUCAUCAACUACAUCAGAACUAUUUGCUACUGGUGGUUCAAUGCGUGUUCGAAAUGCUGGCGCAUCAUCGUGUAGUACAUUAGGUAAAGGGAAUCCAAUAACUACAAUACGUCCACGUGGAUAUAGUUGUAAUACAUGGACUAAAAAAGAUAAUUUUAGUCAUAUGAACAAUACAGAAUCAUUUGAAUCGCAUGAAAUGACUAGUAGUAAUACAGCAAGUGAUUUAUCGUCUUUGGAUACCUUGUUUACUGCUCAAGAAACAAACAAGAAACCCGUGGAAUUCAGUAUUUCCGAUUCAGGGAAAAACAAGUGUUCUUCUGAAUUUGAGCUAGGAUUCAACGAUUCUGUGAGUUGUGCGAGUCUUACAAACAAUUUAGAAAGACAUUCUUCAUCUAUAAUGAGUCUUAAUGUAUGGCCUACAGAGGAUAGCACAGUUCGACGAUGUUCUAGUACAGCGCCUACAUCGAAUAAUGAAUCAUCAACUCCUCAGACAAACUGGAUGGCAUUUGAUACAGAUGUAGGCGAAAAAUCCAAAUUUCCCGAUUCCUCUGAAUCUUGGCCAUCUUCUUUCAAUACUAAUCUCCCUUGUAGUACAGUGUCUAAGGAAGGUCGAGUGAUUCCUGAACCACCUGCACGUCUGCAUAAUCGUUUGAAUAACAGUUUCAAUACAGAGCGCACCAUAACACCUUCGCCUUCUGCCUAUACAAUCAAUUCAGCGAAUACUACUACUAAUAAUAUUAUCUGUCUAGCUGCUGCAUUUACAGAAACUUGGCAUGCCCGGUUUUUUAAUGGUGGUGGUAGUUCUUUCUCCACUGCCGCAUCUACAUGUCAACCUCCUAUUCAAGCAAUCAAUGGUAGUUUAACGCUUGCCUUUCCACGUGCAGAUGUUGAACAGAAACUUUUGAAUGGAUUAGUUAUUACACCUCUUAUUCUUAAAAUUACCAAUGCUGCACGAUUACAGGAUUUACAAGCUAAACUUUCUGGUUCGUCUAUCAGUUCAUUUUCAGAGAAUACAAGUUCUGCUAUUACUCUUUGGACAGAUUUCCCUGGAAAUCCAACAAAUACCAGUGCAAAAGCUUCUGAGACACAAAGCGAUAUGAAUUCAGAGUAUUUGCUUACUAUUCCUGGUGAUGUACUAUCACGUCAUCUAUUGCCAUCAAUUAUUCCGUAUGCAGAAGAAAAUUCAUUUACAUCUAAUGAUAAAUCAGAUAAUUUAAAUUCUUCAACAUCUUCCAAUUCACCGACAUACAUUAAAUUGGAUGUUUUAACGUAUACUGUUGAUGUUAAUGCAGAUAUGAGCAAAGCUUAUCCUGCACUAACACCUCCAAUACACUUGUGUACAUAUUGGCGUUGUGAAGCAUCGACUACAGAUUUCCGUUUAGAUUAUACAGCACAAUGGCCUACAACUAAUGUGAAUAAAGAGUCUAUAAAAAAUGUUGGCGAUUUACGCAUAAAUUUACUGGUGGAUGGAAAUGUGAGUCGUAUGCAAAGUCUUCCUGUUGGGACAUGGCUACCUGAUACUAAUCAUGCUACAUGGCGAAUUCCACUACAGAAUUCUAAUAUUGAUCGUGAUACUUUAAAAAAUUCUAAUAAUUCUCAUCGUUCAGAAUUUGCUUUAAAAUUUGAUGCAACUGGUACAGUCAGAGCUAAAUUCACACUGACCAAUGGUCCUGGUAGGCCACAACCGGUUAGUUUGCAAUUCUUUCGUGAAGGUUCAACAGCCAGUGGUGUACAGCUAACUGUUAUAUCAUCAGAUUAUCGUAUGAAUUUGUGCAAACAGCGAUUGAUCGGUGAUCGUUAUGUAUGCGAUCCACCUAAUAAUGCUAAUCGUUAUCAUUCUAAUUCACUUCUUGCAUUAGAGCAUAACACUGUCAAUAAGGACAGGGGGAGUAAUACACUGACAACAGAUAGGAAUAAAACUAAAACUAAUGAAAAUGAAAUGAUUUUAACUAAUCUAUUGUCAUUCUCUGAUACACAGAAGCUAGAUCAUCUUUCAUGACAUGAAAGUAAGUGAAUGUCUUCAAUUCAUUGUGCCUUUCAGAGCAUUCUUAUUUGUUCUGAUUCAAUGCGAUAAACACAAAUCAUUUCUUUUCUCUUACAAAAAUGUAAAAUUCAUUAUGAAAGUGAUCAGUUUUCUUCCUCUUCCUUUUCUUUCUGAAGACUACUUUCUUCCUACCCCCCACCUUUUUAUGCGCCAUUCUUCGAAUUAGUUCAGUGUCGUGAAGAUAAUUUAUAAAACACAUACACAUACAUAUUUUUGACUUCCAAUUCAACAUCUAAUUUAUUCCACUGUAAAUUAUAUUUCACUAGUGUAUCAGAACCCGAGUUAACUGAACCCCCCUCCAUUCUUUGUCUUCUUCUUCUCCUCCAAAUUGAUCGUCUUCCUACCAGAUGACGAAGGUUUAUCUGGUUGUUGCAGUUAAAUGUGCUUAUUACUUAUUAUUAUUACCCAUCCAUUUUCCUUUGUUAAUUCAAGUCUAUGAUAAGUUGUGCAGUUUCGUCAAACAUGUUGAAAGUAUUUUCGUAUGGAUAUAUAUAUUGUGUGUGUGUGCCAACCACUCUUUUGUUUUGUUAAAGAUUCUUCACCUCUUCUUAGUCUAUACUGACUUAUACAUAUAUAACGGUUUACUUCCUUUUUUAUUUAUAUUGUGAAUAGAUUAUGCAACUUGCUUCUAUUCUAAGUGAAGGUGGUUUUUAUUCCUCAUCUUCUCUUCUUUGCUUUCAAGACAGACUGAGGGGAUAACUCUGUGUCUAUUUGUUUCCUUUUCUAUUACAACAACAAAUACUCUUUGUUAUUUUUGUUUUAAUGAACUGAGAUUUACUACACCCUGUUCUCUUCUGUUUGUUUUCUUUUCUCACUUCAAAUCAUC